CUCUAGCGUAGGUAGCAGACAUCCGUCGAUUUCGGACCGAGUCCGCCCCUGAUUAUCUGCGGAGUGUUUGUUCCUUCCUCGGCUCCUCCCGUAGCAGCUUAGUAGAAUAGAGCAGCGAAUUGCCGUCGCCAUUGCUGCUGUGCAGCCGUGCGACGCAGGGACGGGAAAGAGAGAGGGGAGAAACAUUUAGCACACCGCGGGGCGCGGAGGCUAUAAAUAUAGCAAAAGGCUCCGGUCCGGUAACGUGCUGCAGAGGGGCCAGCCCGGAUUAGGCAGCGCCGGCCAGGACCGUCCAGGAGCCAAGAGGUCUCCGUCCAGCCAUGGGGGACGGUGCUGAUGGCGCGGAUGCCGCCUCCUCGCCGCCGGCCGCCGCGGGGUUCUCCUACCUCGCCGUCUUCCACAACUACCCCCUCGUCGCCGCCCUGCUCGGGUUCGCCGUCGCGCAGUCCAUCAAGUUCUUCGUCACAUGGUACAAGGAGAACAGAUGGGAUCCUAAGCAGCUUGUCGGCUCUGGUGGCAUGCCAUCAUCACAUUCUGCAACGGUUACAGCGCUAGCAAUAGCGAUUGGCUUCCAAGAUGGCUUUGGCUGCGCCCUCUUUGCAACAGCAACAAUAUUCGCGAGUGUGGUGAUGUACGAUGCUUCUGGUAUCAGACUGCAUGCUGGAAAGCAAGCAGAGGUAUUGAAUCAAAUAGUUUGUGAGCUUCCUUCUGAACAUCCCUUGUCCGAAACAAGACCACUGCGAGAACUUUUAGGCCAUACACCAACCCAGGUUGUUGCUGGUGCAUUGCUUGGGUUUACCAUAGCUACAGCAGGACAAUUGUUCCUUUGAAGGUGCAGAAGAACUGUGGUAGCAUUUGCAGGGACUUGAGAAGAAGCUUCUCUAGUUUUCUGUUACUUUAGGUAUUGGUAAGAUUUGUAACUCUGUGCUCUAGUGCUGUUAAGGUUGAAGUUUUGGUGGCACAUAGUUGUAUGUCCAGGUGAUGUUCACAGGAUUGAUGUACAGAACAUUUGUUCGAUAGUUUCAUUGUUCUGGUAAAUCUAAAAUGUGAGUGUUUCCGUGAUAA
Molecule: messenger RNA, 1065 nt
Organism: Phragmites australis (common reed)
Lineage: Eukaryota; Viridiplantae; Streptophyta; Magnoliopsida; Poales; Poaceae
Exons: 5
Coding region: 321-830 (169 amino acids)
Source: RefSeq, a predicted model, not a curated record